AUGUGCACUGGGAAUGCUGAAUCUCGAGGAAUCCUAAAUGGUGGUGAGGCUGUGAUUUCGAAAGGGGAGAGAAUGAGAGACAGAGAUGACGACGACGACGAUAAUAAUAACACCACCACAAGUGAAGCCACUAAUAAUACUUCUUCUGGUUUUAGCAGCAGAAGCUGGAGAUUCAUUCAUGGCCUUCUUCGCCAUCUCACUGCUCAACUUCCCUCCCUUCCUCUCUCUGAGGUGAAAGAAGAGUCACGGUCACUGGCCAAGGUUGCACUGCCCCUCAUAGCGACAAGCAUUCUGAUAUACUCUCGUUCUGUCGUCUCUAUGCUCUUCUUGGGUCGCCAAGGCAAAGUCGAACUAGCCGGCGGAUCACUUGCCAUAGGCUUCUCCAACAUCACUGGCAUCUCAGUCCUCAAAGGCCUCACCAUGGGAAUGGACCCUAUUUGUUGCCAAGCUUUUGGAGCCAAAAGAUGGUCCGUUCUUAGCCAAACCUUCCACAAAAUGGUCUGUCUUCUCCUCCUUGUUUCCCUCCCCAUCAUCAUCCUAUGGCUUAACAUGACCUCUGUACUUCAAUGGCUUGGUCAAGACCUUGAAGUCACCAAAGUCGCUCAAGUUUACUUGCUUUUCUCUAUCCCUGAACUGCUUGCUCAAACUCAUUUGUUCCCUUUAAGGUCUUUUCUUAGGACACAAGGCCUGACCACUGCUUUAACAAUAGCUGCGUCUUGUGCUGCUGUUUUGCACAUUCCUGUGAAUUACUUUCUGACUAUGCAUUUGAAGCUGGGAGUGAAAGGGAUUGCUUUGGCCACUGGUUUGAACUCCAUCAACAUGAACUUGGGCCUUGUGAUUUACCUUCUCGUCUCCAAGAAACCUCUGAAGCCAUGGCAAAAGCAUGGAUCAUCAGGAGAGAACAAGUUCUUCCUCGCAGCCUUCCAAGGGUGGGGCCCACUGCUGAGCCUUGCGUUACCCAGUUGUAUGUCAGUGUGCUUAGAAUGGUGGUGGUAUGAGAUAAUGUUGUUUCUUUGUGGCCUCCUAAGUGACCCUCAAAUCACAGUGGCCACAAUGGGAAUCCUUAUACAAACCACUGGUUUCCUCUAUAUCUUCCCAUUUUCUCUAAGUUCUGCUUUAACAACAAGAGUUGGUCAUUCCUUAGGUGCAGGCCAAGCCUCACGGGCACAAUGCACUGCAAUUCUAGGGCUUUCUUUAGCUUUCAUAUUUGGGGUGAUGGCCUUCUUCUUCACUUUGUCUGUGAGGAAAGUGUGGGCCAGAAUGUUCACAAAUGAGAUACAAAUCAUAGAUAUGGUGACAAGAGUGUUGCCAAUUCUUGGCUUAUGUGAGAUUGGGAAUUGGCCUCAAACAGCUUCAUGGGGGAUCUUAUCUGGGACGGCACGUCCUAACAUAGGAGCAAGAAUAAACUUGUGCGCUUUUUAUGUGGUCGGAUUGCCUGUCUCCUUAGUUGCUACUUUUGUUUACAAAUUUGAAAUGUUGGGGUUGUGGAGUGGGAUGUUAGCAGCACAGAUUUCGUGUUUUAGUAUGAUGGUUUACACGGUGUGUCGAACAGAUUGGAGUGAACAAUGUAAAAGAGCACAAGCCAUGGCCAUGAAAACCAGAGAGGGAGAGGAGAAGGAGGAAGAGGAAGAUCAGAAGGAUGAGGAAACUGGGCUGCUUAAUUCUGAUUUGUGA
This is a messenger RNA of Neltuma alba, 1674 nucleotides long. RefSeq names its product protein DETOXIFICATION 53-like. NCBI's taxonomy places the organism in Eukaryota, Viridiplantae, Streptophyta, Magnoliopsida, Fabales, Fabaceae. Gene Ontology annotation, cellular component: membrane. The transcript is spliced from 2 exons. The record is from RefSeq and is a predicted model, not a curated record. Gene Ontology annotation, biological process: xenobiotic detoxification by transmembrane export across the plasma membrane. Bases 1 to 1674 code for a protein of 557 amino acids. Gene Ontology annotation, molecular function: xenobiotic transmembrane transporter activity; antiporter activity.